Molecule: messenger RNA, 1917 nt
Organism: Penicillium cataractarum
Lineage: Eukaryota; Fungi; Ascomycota; Eurotiomycetes; Eurotiales; Aspergillaceae
Product: Zn(II)2Cys6 transcription factor
Exons: 6
Coding region: 1-1917 (638 amino acids)
Biological process (GO): positive regulation of transcription by RNA polymerase II
Cellular component (GO): nucleus
Molecular function (GO): zinc ion binding; DNA-binding transcription factor activity, RNA polymerase II-specific; transcription cis-regulatory region binding
Source: RefSeq, a predicted model, not a curated record
AUGGAAGCCACGAUGGACUCGAAUCUUGACCCCAGCAUCUGCAGCGCUGAUGAUACCGCGACGAUGACACCGCGAGUCCCUUUGAGACGACCCCGCAUACGGAAGUCUCGAGGGCGUGGCCUGAGGACUACGAAGGGCUGCAUAACAUGUCGGAAAAGACAUUUGAAAUGUGAUGAAGUCAAGCCGAUAUGUGGUCCUUGUGCGAGAAAGGAUAAGCUCUGCGAUUAUGCUACUCCGGCUAGUCGUAGCGUUAAUCCUCCGGCGCCAGACAAGGAAAAUACAGAGGCUGUGGCUGCGACAGGCACGCCGCAGCCGGUGCUUGCUGCAGAGGAAGAGCCUCACAUUCCAAGAGGCUCGGGCCCCGGUCCUGUAACUGACGAACAUACCGAACCGAUUGAUGUAUCAUGGCCCACCUCGGGUGCAAUUAGCACCCUGCCUAACACAGACUUGCUUGACCAUUCAUCAGCCAAUGACCUUGUGUCAAACCACAGCCCAGUCGCAUACCAACAUAGCUAUCUAUCACCAUCAAAUGCGUCAUUUGCGGCAGUGCAAUGGUUUGGUCUUCUAGCAAGCGAUGCAGCUCGGGAUAGUCCACAUUUGGCGAACCAUCCUCAUUUUCGGUCGACUCAAAUAUUGACCUUUGACCAUUCUGGGGCUGAGGGUUCCGAAGAGCCUAGUUCACUUCAACGUGCGACUCAAGUUUUGGAUAGCCCUCAUGCUAGCAAUGCAACCUAUGGCUCGGCGGAUGUAUCAAGUACGUUAGACGAAGAGAAAAUCUGGCAGUCACCGAAGGCGAUCGAGCUUUUGCCAGCUGAGCAAACAUUAUUUGAACAUUUUGUGCACCAGGUGUGCCCAUGGAUUGAUCUAUUUGAUACAACCACACAGUUUUCGACAUUCGUCGCGCACUUAGCGAUACAUAAUGCUGGGUUGAUGAAUGCCAUCCUCGGUCUCGCAUCUCGCCACCUAGCUCUUAACCCUCGACUGGAUAAUGAAAACAUGCCCAAUAAAGAGGAAGCCGCACUUCAAUAUUACUACCAAACUCUACACUACGUUCAAAAAGCGAUGCAAUAUUCCAGCUACAAGACGAGCUUGGAGCUCCUCGCAACCACUCUGAUAAUCUCCGCGUACGAGAUGCUCGACAACUCCACAAAUGACUGGGAGCGGCAUCUGGAAGGCGUAUUCCUGAUUCAGCGAUCCCAAACCAUCCACGGCGAGUGUGGGGGACUCCACUCUGCUGUUUGGUGGGCAUGGCUUUGCCAGGAUAUCUGGGCUGCUUUUCGAGAGAAACGCAAGACUCUUACAUUUUGGGUUCCUCAAAAACCACUCUCCUCUCUAUUACCCCACGAACUCGCUAUGCGAUCGAUCUAUAUCACGGCGAAGGUGAUCAGUUAUUGUGCGGAUGUCAGUACGAAAGAGAAUAUUCAGAGUCGAAUUGAUGAGGGGAUGCGUCUUUGCACUAUGCUUGAUGACUGGCGUCGACAUUUGACUAUCGAGUUCACUCCACUGCCGCUUGGCCCGCGCGAUCGCGCAAAAUGCUUUCGGCCAAUCUGGAUUCGCCCCGCUGCGUUUGGGGUGGCAAUGCAAUUUUUCAAUGUAUCGAACCUCCUAUUGCUUGCCCAUGAGCCUAGCUUAGGAGGGCUUGACGAGUUCAUUGAACGACAAAGUGUCAUAAAGCGUUGCAUUGAUGAUAUUGGUGGCAUUGCAAUGACCUUGACGGAUAAUGCGUCAAGCUUAAUGUCAUCGCAAGCCUUAUUCAUAGCUGGAAUGUUUACCCAAGACACUCAGACACGAUGGGCAAUAGUGGAGCUUCUUGAUCUAUGUCGGGACCGAACUGGCUGGCCAACUAGGUCUUUGGGCAAUGAGCUGCAACACAUAUGGGAAAGGCAUGGGCCUUUGACGGGUAGUCCGGCUGGAUGA